This is a messenger RNA of Effrenium voratum, 894 nucleotides long. Lineage: Eukaryota; Dinophyceae; Suessiales; Symbiodiniaceae. The record is from the annotation of a GenBank genome assembly.
AUGGCGCCGUUUUCUGAUGCGGCUUUGGUCCGCCUUGCUCCAUGGAUAGUGGUAGGCAGUCAGCCACCACUUGUGUAUGGCUACCUGGUGGGUAUCGAUCGCUGGUCAGUCAGCUGCGCUAGCUGGGCUGAUGCUCUUGGAUUUGCAAUGAUUCCAAUGGAAAAGGGUGCGGCCGGGUGCGACGGCAGCAUGAACGCCCGUGUAGAAUCUGACCCCCAGGUACAGGACAAACGACGAGGAGUGGAUCUAGAUGAUGCGGUGCUCAAGGGCGUUCAACGCCUCAACGAACCGCGGCAAGCAGAACCUGUCAAGCUCGUUGCGGCGCGAGCACGUUUCCGAGCCAUUCGCCAGAAGGCCAUGGCUCAACUUCGUGAACCUGAAGAUCCAUCAACGUCAUCGCUGGCCGUUCUUCGUGCUGCAGUGUAUGACUACCAGGCAAUGCGAGACCUUGCAAGAAAGAAGCUUCAGGAGAAGCUGGAAGAACAGGAGAAAUCGCGCGUUGCCUCCAUGGAGUUGGCUCCCCUGAGGUGCGAUUUUCAAAGCGACACGGAUGCUGAGACUCUGGGCAACCUGGGCAACCGGCAGUUCCAUUGGUAUCGUUCACUGCUGGAACAGGUUCGCGCACAGGAGGCCUCCAACGUGUCGAAGGCUGCACACUACUUGCUCGACUCAGUCCAGGCAGUGUUGGAGCAGGGCUGCGAGUUUACCUCGGACGACUUUUGGGCAUGCGUUCAUGAGCUUGAAGUGGAUGACAUGACUCCCGCCUUGGCUGCGCUGCUUGUCUCGAUGAUCCGUGGAAUCAAUGGCCUGAACAUACCAGCUCUGAUCCGUGUACUUCAGCAGCAGUGCGGCGACUUGACACCUGAGGUCCUUGACGUGCUGAGUGGCCACUAG